Cicer arietinum (chickpea) is the source of this 1353-nucleotide messenger RNA. RefSeq names its product protein CHAPERONE-LIKE PROTEIN OF POR1, chloroplastic. Lineage: Eukaryota; Viridiplantae; Streptophyta; Magnoliopsida; Fabales; Fabaceae. The record is from RefSeq and is a predicted model, not a curated record. Gene Ontology annotation, cellular component: chloroplast membrane.
AAGUUAACAAAAAUAAAUAUUUGGAUGGGGCAGGGUUUUGCGGUGUCAUCUCGGAAGCCCUUUUCUCGCUCUGCAACUGCAAUUGUGCUAUCCGUUGUAAUUCAUUCACUCACAAGCUCUUUCUCCACUCUCAGAUGAUGAUUCAACUCUGAACACUCAACACUUUCCCCCUUUUCCUAACGCCAAACCAAAGCAUCAAGUUGUGAUCUCUAUUCUCCCAAGGCAAAAGCAGAUAGGGUUUUAUUUUCUGAAGUUUUAUUUUUAUAACAAUGAUUGUAUCUGGGUUAAGUGGAACUCUCUCAAGAUGCCCCCAAUUACCUCCUGGUUGCCUAGAAUCACGCCGUGUUCGGGUCAUGGCCUUUUCUGUGGCCGGUAAAUGUACACAAAGGACAGCAUUUCCCAGAGUGGAAAGAACGAGUUUUUCAUCUCCUGGAUUAAAAUGCAACAGAAGACAAGUUCUAUUGGUCAGAAGUGCCAUGGAUGCUUCAUACGGUGAUAUGUCAAAUGAUUCUGCUGCUGUUUUCCCAAGAAUUAGUGUGAGCGAUCCAUAUAAGCGACUUGGAAUAAGCAAGGAAGCUUCUGAAGAAGAAAUUCAAGGAGCUAGAAAUUUCCUGAUUCAAAAAUAUGCAGGGCACAAGCCAAGUGUAGAUUCAAUCGAGUCAGCGCAUGACAAAAUAAUCAUGCAGAAGUUCUAUGAGCGGAGGAACCCAAAAAUUGACAUCAAUAAAAAAAUGAGGGAAGUCAAUCAAUCUCGAUUUGUUCAGGCUGUCAGAGGCAGAUUUCGCACUCCAUCCACGACAUUCAUUAUAAAAACUUCACUGGCAUUUUUGCUACUUGGUGUUCUGACUGUUCUCUUUCCAACUGAGGAAGGGCCAACACUUCAGGUAGCAUUAUCUCUGAUUGCCACAACGUAUUUCGUAUAUGAUCGGCUGAAGAGCAAGAUAAGAGCUUUGUUUUAUGGGGUUGGAGCAUUUAUCUUUUCGUGGCUGUUGGGAACCUUCUUGAUGGUAUCAGUAAUUCCUCCCAUUCCUAUAAUUAAGGGACUAAGAGCAUUUGAAGUGACCACAUCAUUGAUAACAUAUGUUUUAUUAUGGGUUUCGUCUACCUAUCUUAGAUGAAGAGCUAAAGCUCUGUAUCUUAAUUUGACUGCUGGGUUUGAUAGCAGAAGACUAGUUUUUUUUUUUAGUGGAAGUUUACAUAAUGUUAUGGCUUACCUUAUUUAGAUGUCACAUUAUAGUCUUUUUUGUUGAAUUGGCUUUUAUGUUAUUUGUUGUUUAAAUAUUUGAAUGAGCAUACAUACUGGAAUUUUGGAGGCAUGACAAUGAAUAUGACCAAAGCUUUUCUUGUUGUCUA